AUGCUUAGGGAUUAUUGUGAAGAAUUGAUGCUGCAAAAUCCAGGUACAACUAUUACUCUUGAUGUUGAGCCAGUGAAUAAUGCAGAUGAGCCAACAAGACAAUUCAGAAGGAUAUAUGUCUGUUUGGGAGCACUUAAACAUGGGUUCAAAGCCUGUUUGAGGGAUUUGGUAGGCUUAGAUGGUGCAUUUAUGAAAGGCCCUUUCCCAGGACAAGUUCUAACAGCUGUGGGUGUUGAUCCAAAUAAUGGGAUAUACCCUAUAGCAUAUGCUAUUGUUGAAACAGAGAAUAGAGAAUCUUGGACAUGGUUUCUUAGAUGUUUGGGACCAGAUCUUGACUUGGAUGAAAGAUGUAAUUUCACAUUCAUAUCAGACAGACAAAAGGGUAUAAUUCAAGCAGUUAGCAAUGUAUUCCCAUCUGCUGAACAUAGAUAUUGCCUCAAACACAUUCAUGAUAACAUGAAACUGUAUUGGAGAGGAAAGGCUUAUAAAUACAUUCUAUGGAGAUGUGCAGUGGCAACCACAGUCCAGCAGUUUGAAAACCAUAUGCAAGAAAUGAAAAACCUUAAUGUGGAUGCCUUUAACUGGUUGAGCAAAAUUCCUCCCAAACACUGGGCAAGGUCACACUUUUCUGUUUUAAACAAAGACUUAGUGAAGGCCAGAGACAAGCCUAUUAUUGCAUGCAUAGAUUUCAUUAGGGAGUAUUUUAUGAAGAGAAUUGUGACUGUACAGAAGGUCAUUGAGAAAAGUAAGGGUCCACUUACACCUGCUGCAACUGAAUUAAUGAAAGUGAUAAUGAAAGAGGCACAUGCUUGCAAGACAAUCUGGAAUGGUGGUGACAAAUACCAAGUUCAUGGACCUUGGGGUGAACAAGUUAUUGUGAAUACCACCACAAUGACUUGUACUUGUCGAAAAUGGAAAAAUUGA
Messenger RNA from Erigeron canadensis, 924 nucleotides. RefSeq lists its product as uncharacterized. Bases 1 to 924 code for a protein of 307 amino acids. Lineage: Eukaryota; Viridiplantae; Streptophyta; Magnoliopsida; Asterales; Asteraceae. Gene Ontology annotation, molecular function: transposase activity; DNA binding. The transcript has 3 exons. Gene Ontology annotation, biological process: DNA transposition. The record is from RefSeq and is a predicted model, not a curated record.